Arachis duranensis is the source of this 779-nucleotide messenger RNA. Its product is annotated as tricyclene synthase EBOS, chloroplastic. The record is from RefSeq and is a predicted model, not a curated record. Gene Ontology annotation, molecular function: magnesium ion binding; terpene synthase activity. Gene Ontology annotation, biological process: diterpenoid biosynthetic process. Lineage: Eukaryota; Viridiplantae; Streptophyta; Magnoliopsida; Fabales; Fabaceae.
UUGGGACAUUAAAGCAGUUCAAGUUCUACCAGAUUACAUGAGGAUUUGCUUUCUAGCACUCUACAACACUGUUAACGAAUUGGCCUAUGAUGUUCUUUACAAGCAAGGACUUGACAUCCUUCCCUACCUCACCAGAACAUGGUCAGAUAUGUUGAAAGCAUUCCUAAUAGAAGCCAAGUGGUGCAAGGAGAAAAAUAUACCAAAAUUUGAGGAGUACCUCAAUAAUGCUUGGGUGUCAGUGUCUGGUGUUGUUAUAUUAACGCAUGCCUAUUUCUUAUUGAAUCACAACAUCACUAAAGAAGCACUUGAUUCCUUGCAUAAUUAUCAUGACCUAUUGCGUGGACCAUCUACUAUUUUUCGACUUUGCAAUGAUUUGGGAACCUCUCAGGCUGAGCUACAAAGAGGUGAAGCAGCAAGCUCUAUUAUAUGCUACAUGAGGGAAAAUGGUGCAAGUGAGGAAUGUGCACACAAAUACAUAAACAAUGUGCUAGAUGAGACAUGGAAGAAAAUGAACAAAGAUAGAGUCACCAAUUCUCCAUUCUCUAAAUCUUUCAUUGAAACAGCAAUGAACCUUGGUAGGAUUUCUCAGUGCACGUAUCAAUAUGGAGAUGCCCAUGGAGCACCUGAUGCAUCAGCAAAGAAUCGAAUUCGUUCUUUGAUAAUUGAACCUGUUUCUCUAUGAUGAAUUAUGAUAAUAUAUUUUGUAAUUUUUUUUGUUUAUAAAAAAUUCAGGUGAGUUUGUCAUCGCUCAUUAAUCAAUUCAGAAUAAAGCAUCAUAU